Molecule: messenger RNA, 687 nt
Organism: Fusarium coffeatum
Lineage: Eukaryota; Fungi; Ascomycota; Sordariomycetes; Hypocreales; Nectriaceae
Exons: 1
Coding region: 1-687 (228 amino acids)
Biological process (GO): dephosphorylation; DNA repair
Molecular function (GO): phosphoglycolate phosphatase activity
Source: RefSeq, a predicted model, not a curated record
AUGCCUGCUCAAUUCAUCAUCUUCGACUUUGAUGGGACCCUCUUCGACACCCAUCAGGCCAUCAUCCACAGCAUCAAAACCACGUUCGAUACCCUCCUUCCAGACUCGCCUCCCUCUGAAAGCGAACUUAAGAAGCUCAUCGGAGGUGGAAAGGGCCUCCAUGACGUCCUGACAGCACUGCAUCCCACGCCUGACUCGUUUGACGAGGCUGAAUGGACAGCGACUUAUCGUCGCAUCUACAACGACGAAGGCCAAAAGCUCGUCUCUCCCUUCCCCGGUGCAAAAGCCCUUCUUGAAACCCUCCACGCGCGUGGCAUCCCUAUGGCAAUAGUCAGCAACAAAGGCGUAUCAGCCCUUCAAACAGCCCUAGCCAACCACUCCCUCGCCCACAUAAUUCCAGAAGCUUUCAUCAUUGGCGACAACACACCCGGAGCAACCAGAAAGCCCGAUCCCGGAAGCUACACAAAUGUGCUUCUUCCAGCCCUACAAGCACGGGGGUUCCCAGCAGGGCUGGACGUUUUAGUUGUGGGCGACACGGAAGCGGAUUUAUUAUUCGCUAAGAAUAUUGGUGCAAAGUCUGUCUGGUGUAGGUUUGGGUAUGGAAACGGGGAGAAAUGUGAGGAGCUUGGACCGGAUUUUAAGAUUGAUGGGCUCGGGGAGAUGGAGAGGAUUGUGGAUGGGCUAUAA